AUGGCUGACAAAUACGAGAAUAUUGUCGGGGACCUUUUCGAGAUGAUUUACGAUCCCAGGAACAGAGACUGGGAAAGAAUCUUCGCUCAAGGGAUUGGGCAAGCAGUUGACACAGCCAGAAAUGACCUUCUCGAAGCCCAGAUCUACCGAGGAGCCUCAGAUGGCGAGACCGUGGCAUCCUUUCUCGAUUUCUGCAACCGAUAUGAUGUUCCUGAUGAUCUAGUCGCAAAGUUCAACGAUGGCAUCUUUAUGCACUUAUUUCUCUUGCUGAAUAAUUAUCAUCGUGUUCACGCUUCUGUCAGCGGAAAGGUGGUCAUCCGCUACAUAAUUCCAGGGGAUUUCUACCUGCAGGUGACCGCGGAUGAAAAGCAACAGGUGCUGCUACCUCCGCCACGACGAAUAAUGACAAAGCCAAAUCAGGCUGCUUCGGGCGACCGCGAUGUUGAAGCACAGGAUUGCCCAGGAUAUCAGUGGAAUCAAGUCUGUGGGAUGUGGGUCUUUGAUACGACGGGUUCCAAGGAUAUUGACAUAGGACAUGUGGUACUAUUCACUGUUGAUAUGGCGCAAAUUUCCUCCGUCUACUGGAAUUACGAAGAAGCCAAAGGUCAGGAGGGUACUGAUGUUGAGAAAGGAGAUGAGCUGGGCCUUCUCCAAUACGGCGGAUCGGAUUAUAUCCUAUUGUUUGAAAAGAACAAGGUUUACUUUGAUGAGGAAGAAGGUAGUGAAUGCCUAAACCAGGGGUUUUGUACCUACAGGGGGAAGCUCUUGUCCGCAAGAUUUAAUUGUGGAGGAUUGUUCUCCCCAGUGUUUUCCAAGUGA
Messenger RNA from Aspergillus sclerotioniger CBS 115572, 819 nucleotides. RefSeq lists its product as uncharacterized. The coding region runs from base 1 to 819 and encodes 272 amino acids. The transcript is spliced from 2 exons. The record is from RefSeq and is a predicted model, not a curated record. Lineage: Eukaryota; Fungi; Ascomycota; Eurotiomycetes; Eurotiales; Aspergillaceae. Gene Ontology annotation, molecular function: phosphatidylserine decarboxylase activity. Gene Ontology annotation, biological process: phospholipid biosynthetic process.